This is a messenger RNA of Rosa rugosa (rugosa rose), 1157 nucleotides long. RefSeq lists its product as uncharacterized. Gene Ontology annotation, biological process: rRNA base methylation. Bases 163 to 999 code for a protein of 278 amino acids. Gene Ontology annotation, cellular component: small-subunit processome; nucleolus. Gene Ontology annotation, molecular function: rRNA (pseudouridine) methyltransferase activity; rRNA binding. The transcript has 7 exons. The record is from RefSeq and is a predicted model, not a curated record. Lineage: Eukaryota; Viridiplantae; Streptophyta; Magnoliopsida; Rosales; Rosaceae.
CCCACAAUGAGCCCGAAAUGGUCCUUAAACCCUAAACCUUAUAUUCUCUUAUCUCUCUUCAGGAUUUUGGUUCUUUCUGUAUAUCUGUCUUCCUCUUCCGCCGAACCACCCAGCUUCUCAACCUUGUGUCUCUCUGUCACCGUCAAUCUGUGAGCCACAAAAAUGGUGAGGCCAUACGCAGUGAAGGGAAAGAAGCGAAAGACGAGGGAAGAGAAGUAUGACAGAGACGAAGAAGAAGCAGCAGAACAAGUAGAGGAACCCAGUAAACCAGCUAUGGGUGACGAAAAUGAAACACAAGGAAAAGAGGGCGAGCAAUUUGAACUUGAGGGCAUUCCAAUUGCCCCAACUACUGACCAGAACCCGAAAAGCGGACCUGGGGUCAUCUUUAUCCUUGAGAAAGCUUCUUUGGAAAUCGGCAAAGUUGGAAAGACUGAACAGCUUUUGAAUUCUGAUGAUCAUGCAAAUUUCUUGAAGAAGAAGGGCAAAAACCCUGCUCAUUAUAGGCCUGAUAUCCUUCAUCAGGCUCUCCUCAUGGUUUUAGAUAGCCCGAUUAAUAAAGCUGGGAGGUUGCGAUGUGUGUAUGUGAAGACCGAGGAUGGUAAACUUAUUGAGAUUAAACCAUAUGUUCGUAUCCCAAGGACGUUUAAGCGGUUCUCUGGUGUCAUGUUGCAGCUGCUACAGAAACUGAGUAUAUCUGCCGUUGGUAAGCGUGAGAAACUUAUGCGUAUGAUCAAGAACCCUGUGACACAGUAUUUACCUGUUAACUCCCGGAAAGUAGGACUCUCGUACAGUUCAGAGAAAUUAGUUAGCAUUCAAAAAUAUGUUGCUGCUGCUGAAAACAAUACAGACCUUGUUUUUGUGGUUGGUGCAAUGGCUCAUGGCAAAGUUGAGACGGACUAUACUGAUGAUUUUGUAUCAAUUUGUAGCUAUCCAUUGAGUGCUGCGUACUGUAUCACAAUGAUUUGCCAGGCACUGGCGGGCAAGUGGAAUAUUUUGUGAUCAUUUCUACUGGCUUUAGUCAAAAUCAAUGAUAUUCACUAAAAAAUAUCAAACGUUCCUCGAUACGUUUGUUUUGUGUCGGACGAUGUAUGUGGAUCUUAUGUAUUAUUUGUUGAAAUGGUUGGGAUGUGGGUAAUUCAAAGUCAUUUAAACUAUAA